AUGCUUCUUACUUUACCAGAAUCUGCUUCACCCGAGUCUCCCUCAUCCGAAUCUCCUUCAUCUGAGUCUCUUUCACCAGAGAGUCCUCCACCAAAGUUUAACUCUCCUUCAUCUAAGCUCAUUUUACCCGAGUCUUUUUUGUCUGAGUUUGCUUCAUCCGAGCCUCUUUCACCCGAGCCUUCUUUACUCGAGUUCAUUUCACCCGAAUCUCCGUCAUCCAAGUCUCCUUCACCUAAGCCUCAAUCUGCAUUAUUCGUUGAUCGUGGAUUAAAAGUACAAGUCUGGCUCGAUGCUUCGGUCGACAAGGGGGGCUACAAUAACGGAAGAGGACGUGGAUCCCCAAUCUCUUGCGAUAGUCUUCUCGAUAUAGACACUCCUCAAGAUUGGUGGCAGAUGCUGCGCAAUCUCCAGCGAAUUAUCGACCUUCAAUUUCUAUCUCUUUUGGGAGCGAGCCCCGAGAUCGUCGAAGUGUUUGUUGUUUGGGAUGGAGAUGUCCCAUGGGAAUGCGACGGAUGGUCGAAAUGGUCGGAAUGGUUGAAAUGCAAGAGAUGGAAUGAUAUUGGGGUAAAAACAAUGAAAUUGUACAAUAUUGAGAAAGGUCCACGGUACAGGGUAAAUUUCGAGUUUCUACUCGAAUUGCUGGCUGAAAGGAAUUAUCGCGAUGCGAUACAUUGCUCUCUUAGUAGGCCACUAAUCUCAGAAAACACCCCAAUGACCAUGGACCACAUUAAGUGA
Messenger RNA from Botrytis byssoidea, 735 nucleotides. RefSeq lists its product as uncharacterized. Lineage: Eukaryota; Fungi; Ascomycota; Leotiomycetes; Helotiales; Sclerotiniaceae. The transcript has a single exon. The coding region runs from base 1 to 735 and encodes 244 amino acids. The record is from RefSeq and is a predicted model, not a curated record.